AUGGACUAUGACGCAUUCCAAGAAUUAUUAAUGCUAGUAAAACCUCUGAUAGAAAAGAAGAACACUUUAUUCAGAGAAGCAUUUCCAUCAAAAGAAGAGGAAUGGCUCAAAGUAGCAGAAGGAUUUAACAAUAUGUGGCAAUUUGAAAAUUGCUUAGGAGCCGUAGACGGCAAACACAUAGCUAUCAAAUAG
This is a messenger RNA of Acanthoscelides obtectus, 192 nucleotides long. NCBI's taxonomy places the organism in Eukaryota, Metazoa, Arthropoda, Insecta, Coleoptera, Chrysomelidae. The record is from the annotation of a GenBank genome assembly.